GUUUCCAGGGUGCUGCAGAAGGAUGCAGAGCAGGAGUCGCAGAUGAGGGCAGAGAUCCAGGACAUGAAGCAGGAGCUGUCCACUGUCAGUAUGAUGGACGAGUUCGCCAGAUAUGCUAGGCUGGAAAGGAAGAUCAACAAAGUGACUGACAAGCUCAAGACUCACGUGAAAGCGCGGACAGCACAGUUGGCCAAGAUCAAAUGGUUUAUAAGCGUCGCUUUCUACAUUCUGCAAGCAGCACUGAUGAUCUCGCUCAUUUGGAAAUAUUACUCCGUCCCUGUGGCUGUGGUGCCCAGCAAGUGGAUCACCCCGCUAGACCGCCUGGUAGCCUUUCCUACUCGAGUAGCAGGUGGAAUUGGAAUCACCUGUUGGAUUUUAGUCUGUAAUAAAGUUGUGGCUAUUGUACUCCACCCUUUCAGCUGAGGAGAAAGAAACGCAGCUACAAGACUUUGCAGAAUGGAUUUCACAGGGUAAAGAGCUGAUCGGUCGAUCGCACAGAAGCCCAAGGGUUCUGGCUUGUUCGCGUUGGAAUAUGUUUGCUUUGUUCAUCACCGGGGAGGCUUGUUCAAGUCAGGAUCUUCUAUACUUGUCAUUGAGCCAGAAAAAGACCAGUUAUGACACACAUGUCCCGUUGACAUAGAUUUGGAUCCACCGAGUGGCAUUUGCAUGCUGGCACUUGGGCUGGGUAUAGUUUGGUUCUGUCAACAGCUGUAAAGACUUCCCUAACAACUCCAAUAGUGCUGUUUUUAAUUUUAGAAAAAAAAAAACACUUUUUUUUUUUUAAAGAAAAAAUACCACUACUAGAACUCUGCUUUCUAUUUCAUGAAGUUCAGCUGAAAGCAACACUAUUGGAUGUUGCUUAUACUUGUCCUUCAGUUUGAAAUGUCAUGUUAGACCAGGUUCAGUGUGUAAAUGUGUGAAAAGUAUCUUCAUGUAUUCAAGCCUACUAACUUUUCAUAGUGGUUCCUACGUGUGUUCAUAUGAUACCACAUUAUAUUAUUUUUAUUUAAAGCAUUUCAAAUGAAGUAUGUCUUUAAAGCAUUGAGUGUGUAUGCCGUGUAGAGUGGAAUGGAAUUAAGCAAGUUCUAGUUCAUUUGAACUGAGACUUGUUUGGCUCAUGAAGUUUCAAGGCAGAGUUCUGCCAAGUCUGGGUGUUUUUGUUUUUGUUUUGAGACAGUCUCUCAAUGUGGUCUUGGCUGUCCCAGGACUCUGUAUGUAGACCAGGCUGACCUGGAACCCACAGAGAUCCACCUGCCUCUGCCUCCCAAAUACUGGGAUUAAAGGUGUGUGCUGCUACACCUGGCUCUAAGUCUGUUUUUGAAGCACUUUCCCUAGUUACAGUAUUUGCCAGUCCUGACAGCCUUAUUGCAGGAGCAGUGCCUCAGGGCCUGGAGUGUAGGCUGUGGUCUUUGGCCCUGGGGAACCAUAGCACAGAAAAGCUAUAUGCUAUUACUAUCAUGUGUCUCUGCACACUCUGGCUGUCCUGGAACUCACUAUGUAGACCAGGCUGGACUGGAACUUACAGAGAUCCUGUCUGCUUCCCAGCUGCUGGGAUCAAAGCAUAGCACUGGGUUUUGAAGGAUCAUAUUUAUAUUCUAUGUCUCCUUAUCAUCUGUCUCAUAAAAAGUUUGUUUUUUUGACUGAAUGUACUGUGAAUAGGCCGAGUGCACGGCCCUUUGGUUUGUUGUCAGAUGGAAUAGGAAUACCCCCAGAGCAGGCUUGGGAGUCCAUGGAUUUAAACUCAGCAGACACUGCAGACUUAGAUGGCACCAGGGUUACUUGGCGUAUUUAUAAAGGGCACAAAUGGAGUGUAGCGGUAGGGUAGCCAGCAUUGCCAGGAAGACCUGUUGAGCAGCUCCAGCAUUCUCACCACUCAGGAAACACGAGGGAGGACCUGAGGAGUUUGGGACAGCACUGGAAGAUGGAAGAAUCUGGGCUCCCUCCAGGGACUUGGCCCCCGGGGUCCGGGUUGGACGUGUACCUUGUCCUUUUUGUGGUGAGCUGCAAUCUGGAGUGGUGCUUAAGCCUUCACCAUUUACUGGGGUUGAGACCAUGAGCAUCUCAAAGUAUGUGUAAUUCCAGCUGACCCUGCAGGGAAAAGUGACAGGAGGGUUAGUUUGUUCCCAAAUGUUAGUGCCCCCACAUGCAUAAUGUGUGUAAGACUGAGCGGGGGUCGUCACUGUGUCUUUCCCCCCAAUAUUGUAUUUGUUUAAAACUGGGUAAUAAACAUUGAAUUAACAAGGGAAA
This is a messenger RNA of Cricetulus griseus (Chinese hamster), 2247 nucleotides long. The record is from RefSeq and is a predicted model, not a curated record. NCBI's taxonomy places the organism in Eukaryota, Metazoa, Chordata, Mammalia, Rodentia, Cricetidae.